Galeopterus variegatus (Sunda flying lemur) is the source of this 703-nucleotide messenger RNA. RefSeq names its product chromosome unknown open reading frame, human C3orf84 (gene CIMIP7). The coding region runs from base 89 to 703 and encodes 204 amino acids. The transcript is spliced from 4 exons. The record is from RefSeq and is a predicted model, not a curated record. Lineage: Eukaryota; Metazoa; Chordata; Mammalia; Dermoptera; Cynocephalidae.
AAGUUGACCUCCGGAGAUUCUCUUUCCUCAGACAUAGCCUCAAAAAGACAAGAGGAAAGUUUGCCUUUUCCACUCCCUUCCUGGGAAGAUGCAAAGUGCUUUAGUAGGCUCCUGGCACAACAAUGGCUUCUAUGGGCACUACAGAAGCCAAUUCAAGAGUGAAAGUGCUGGAGAAUACCGCCUUGCAGCCAAGCCCCAGCCUCCGGCAGUGUUCCUACAGCGAUGUCAGGAGCCAGCGCAGCAACACUUCUUCUCCAAGCAUGACAACCGCUCUUCCUUUGACAAAGGCCCCUACUGCCUGCUGCAGGGAAUCGGAAGGCGGAAAGACCUGGAGCGCCUGUGGCGGCGGCACACCUUCCUGCACUGGGCGCCCCGUGAGCUCGAGUUGCACCAGCAGGGGCCCCUGGAAUCAUCCUACCAAGCUGAUUUCCGGUCAGGGCCAGGACUUGGUGGCCUUCCACAGCGCCUCGUCCACUUUGUGCAGAUCCAGCCUCCCCGUGCCAGCACCACCUACCAGCAGAACUUCUGCCAGCCAGCCCGGGGUGGCCAUUGUGGCAGCAACAAGAUAGGGCCCCAGGCGCUGGUCACCGACAUGUUGCCUGAUCUCCCAGGGAUUCCAAGACCCAAGCUGCUGCAGCACUACCUUCAUGCUGGGGUCUCUGAGUGUCUAAAUUGGUCCAGAACAUUAAACAAGGACAGCUGA